Molecule: messenger RNA, 1185 nt
Organism: Hirsutella rhossiliensis
Lineage: Eukaryota; Fungi; Ascomycota; Sordariomycetes; Hypocreales; Ophiocordycipitaceae
Product: 50S ribosome-binding GTPase domain-containing protein
Exons: 4
Coding region: 1-1185 (394 amino acids)
Cellular component (GO): cytoplasm
Molecular function (GO): ATP hydrolysis activity; GTP binding; ATP binding
Source: RefSeq, a predicted model, not a curated record
AUGCCGCCCAAAAAGCCCGUCCAAGAAGAAAAAAUCCCCCUCGGCAGGCCCGGGAACAGCUUGAAGAGUGGCAUUGUCGGCCUUGCAAACGUCGGCAAAUCCACUCUGUUCCAGGCCAUCACCAAAUGCACCCUCGGCAACCCUGCUAACUUUCCCUACGCCACCAUUGACCCCGAAGAGGCCCGCGUUAUUGUCCCCGACGCCCGCUUCGACUGGCUCUGCGAAAAGUACAAGCCCAAAUCCCAGGUCCCCGCCAACCUGACCGUCUAUGACAUUGCCGGUCUGACCCGUGGCUCUUCCACCGGUGCCGGUCUCGGCAAUGCUUUCUUAUCUCACAUCCGCGCCGUCGACGCCAUCUUCCAGGUUGUCCGAUGCUUCGACGAUGCCGAAAUCAUCCACGUCGAGGGCGAUGUCAACCCUACGCGUGACCUCGACAUCAUCAGCGAGGAGCUGAGGCUGAAAGACAUUGAGUUUGUCGAAAAGGCCCUGGAGAACCAAAAGAAGAAGACGCGCAUGGGCGGCCAAAGCCUCGAGCUCAAAAAGGCAAAGCAGGAACAGGACACCAUUGAGAAGAUCCUGGCCUGGAUCCAGGACGGCAAAGACGUCCGCAAGGGCGACUGGACCCCCAAGGAGGUCGAGGUCAUCAACCCUCUGUUCCUCCUGACGGCCAAGCCCGUCGUGUAUCUGGUCAACCUGUCCGAGCGGGACUUUGUCCGCAAGAAGAACAAGCACCUGCCAAAGGUCGCUGAGUGGAUCAAGGAGCACUCGGCCGGUGACCCGGUGAUUCCCAUCUCCGUUUCGUACGAGGAGCGUCUGACGCGCUUCGAGACGGAGGAGGCCGCCCGGGAGGAGCAGAAGAGCGUGGGCGCCGAGUCGGCGCUGCCCAAGAUUAUCACACAGAUGCGCAAGACGCUCCAGCUCGGCAGCUUCUUCACCACGGGCGCCGACGAAGUCCGCCAGUGGACCAUCCGCGUCGGCACAAAGGCCCCGCAGGCCGCCGGCGUCAUCCACACCGACUUUGAAAAGACGUUUAUCCAGGCCAUUGUCUGCAACUACGAGGCUCUCCGGGAGCUCGGGGACGAGGCCGAGGUCAAAGCCAAGGGCAAGAUGAUGACCAAGGGCAAGGAGUACGUGGUCGAGGACGGUGAUAUUCUGCUCAUCAAGGCCGGCGCUGCCAAGGGCUGA